AAGGCAGUAUAAAAUAAUUUGGUUAGUUACACUUAAAUUCAGAUUCAGAUAAAUUCGUCAGUGUUGAGCAUGGUAGAUGGUUUACCUAAUUUACCAGAGAUUCCCCUCAAAUUAAGUGCCUUUACUCAUGAUGAAGGAAGAGAGUGACGUAUGUGUCAUGGCGGACUCCCGUGAUGUUGUUUACUUCGCAGUUAGUAACAUUCCAGCAACAUUUCGCUCAGCUGACUUAAGGAACUAUUUCAGCCAGUUUGUCGAAGAUAAGGGUUUUGUGUGCUUUCACUACCGACACCGACCUGAGGUCCUCAGGGAUACGGCGGAAAGCGGAGCAGCCAAGGGCCCGCAGGACGCCGACGAUGGCUGCGAGCCGGCGGGGGCCGAAGGGAGGCUCGCCGCGGCGAAAGGCGAGAAGACGUGCUGCUGCAUCGUGUCGGUUCGCGGCGGAGAAGACGAUCGCUUUAUCCGAAUGUACGCCGGGAAUCACUGGGAAGCCUCACUGGGCGACUGGCUGGGUAGACGAUGUGUGCUGCGGAGAAUCCGGGUAUCGGACAACCCAGGAGAAAGCAGCUUCCCCUACAAGACCAGGGCUGAGCUAAAUCGACGUACAGCCUCGACGGAGCAGUUCACAGAGGCUGACCUGAGGAGCCUGCCCGAGAUGAACCCGCCGGCGCUGAUGCCCGCCGGUAAUGUGGGUACGCCGGUGACGGUCUUCCUACAGCUGAUCCAGGCCUGCCGUCUGCCUCCACGGCUCAUCCGCCAGCUGGGCCUCACCUUCCCCAAAACAAGCUCCCGCCGUCGCUACGGCAACGUGCCCUUCAAGUACCAGGACACAUACACCAUCAUGCCCACCCGGGAGAGUGUGUACACAGCUAGAGGAGUGGAGAUCUCUGGGCCAGGCCGGGUCAGCACUCACCCUGUGGGGACACCAGGGCCUGACGUUGUCUUGGAGGAUGAAGAAACGACGGUGUCUGGGCCAGAGGAGGUCGAGUCAGGUCCUGAUGAUGAUGACGACCGGUGCGAGGAGUGGGAGCGUCAUGAGGCCCUGCACGAGGACGUCACCAGCCAGGAGCGCAGCAAGGAGCGGCUGUAUGAGGAGGAGAUCGAGCUUAAGUGGGAGAAAGGAGGCUCAGGCCUGGUCUUCUACACCGAUGCCCAGUACUGGCAGGAGCAGGAGGAGGCCGAUUUUGAUGAGCAAACAGCAGAUGACUGGGAUGUGGACAUGAGUGUGUACUACGACAAAGAUGGCGGCGAUAUGGACGCGCGUGACUAUGUGGACAUGCGUCAUGAGCGGAGGCUGAGGGAGGGAUUGGAAACGCCCUCUGACAGGCAGCAGCCAAUUGGGAGUUUUGAAAAGUUCACAAAGGGUGUCGGCAGGAGGGUGAUGGAGAAGCAAGGCUGGAGGGACGGUGAGGGCCUGGGCCACAGCCAGGCAGGAAUGGCUGACGCUCUGGGGAAUGAGGGACAGCAUCCCCGAUGUAAAAGAGGCCUGGGGUACCAUGGCGAGAAGCUCAGCUCGUUCCUCCCGGUAAAGAAGCCGCGCCAAGACUUCUUUAUCUCCACCGUGUACGACCAGCCCAAAGACAUAGACAGAGGAGACACUCUGCUACGACGGCAGCCUACCACAAGCAUGAAGUACAGAGAGUGGCAGCCAGGGGGCAUGAACCACAACAGCUGACACCCUUCCCAUCCCCAAAAAAAUAUAUCCUAUGUAUCUUAUCAGUUAAGGCAUCGGACAAAGAAAAUCAGCCCUCAGCAGUCACUCUGUGAAGCGCUGUCUGGGAAUUACAGCUGGCAUCUGGCCAGCCAUGUUUUACAUUCUGUCAGGUUUUCCUCACAGCAGGUCACAAAUCAGUGAAUAAACGCAUAUUCAUUGGUCAAAACAUGCAGCAGAUGAUCUACAACCUCAGGCCUGCUUUCCUCUUGCCACCCACUUUCCAUCGUUGUCCUGUUUUGUCUUGUACAAAGUGUUUGCUACUCGGUGCGACGUGACACUCUUCUGAAGGUGUUGUUGCUUCCUGGCAUGUCCAGCUGAUAAACUGGAGAACAGUGUCUGUAUCCUAAGAGCCAAAGUGCCUUCUCUCUGUCUCGUGUAAUAGGAGAUUUGUGUAUGGAGCAGUCGAUACACAUGUUGAAGGUCUCAUACAAAACAUGACUGUGUAACUGGAUCCCUUGCAGCCUGUUGUUUCAGGUCAUUCCACUGUGUGUAUGGUGGAGUUUAUAUCAGAAUACAUUGAAAUAAAAACUCUGUUAGUAAUGAUUUAUAGUACGGUGGACAUUGUAUGUGUGUUCUUCAUUUGAUAUAUUUAUGUUGCUGGGUUACUCUUUCUCAGGGGAAAAAUAUAAAAAAUUUAAUAUUCA
This is a messenger RNA of Paramormyrops kingsleyae, 2355 nucleotides long. RefSeq names its product G patch domain containing 3 (gene gpatch3). Gene Ontology annotation, biological process: negative regulation of type I interferon production; negative regulation of RIG-I signaling pathway; positive regulation of DNA-templated transcription. NCBI's taxonomy places the organism in Eukaryota, Metazoa, Chordata, Actinopteri, Osteoglossiformes, Mormyridae. The record is from RefSeq and is a predicted model, not a curated record. Gene Ontology annotation, molecular function: nucleic acid binding.